Messenger RNA from Seriola aureovittata, 725 nucleotides. RefSeq names its product Fas apoptotic inhibitory molecule b (gene faimb). The record is from RefSeq and is a predicted model, not a curated record. Lineage: Eukaryota; Metazoa; Chordata; Actinopteri; Carangiformes; Carangidae. Gene Ontology annotation, biological process: negative regulation of extrinsic apoptotic signaling pathway via death domain receptors; canonical NF-kappaB signal transduction; positive regulation of neurogenesis. The transcript has 4 exons. Bases 1 to 546 code for a protein of 181 amino acids.
AUGCUGAGCGGAGACCUGGUCGCCCUGUGGGAGGUGGCGCUGAGUGACGGCGUUUACAGGAUUGAGUUUGCUCAUGGCACCACCACCGGGAAACGUGUUGUUUGUGUCAACGGACAGGAAGUCAUCAGGAAGGACUGGAUGUUCAAGCUGGUUGGAAAGGAAACCUUCACGGUCGGAGGCAGCAACACCAAAGCCACCAUAAACAUCGAGGCCAUCACCGGCUUCGCCUACGAGUACUCGCUGGAGGUGGACGGGAAGAGUCUGCAGAAGUUCAUCGACAACAGAGCCAAGAGCACCAAGACCUGGCUGCUGAAGGUGGAGGGGGAGGACUACAGGGUCGUACUGGAGAAAGACACGAUGGAUGUUUGGUGCAACGGGCAGAAGAUGGACACAAUGGGAGAGUUUGUAGAUGACGGCACAGAAACGCACUUCAUGGUGGGGGAACACGAGUGCUGCAUCAAAGCUACGAGCAGUGGGAAGAAAAAGAGCGGCAUUGUGCACUAUUUACUGCUGGAUGGAGAGAAAAUACCAGCCUCUACACAAUAGUGCCGCAGCACGCUGUUGGAACAGUGCUGAACUUUCAAAGAGACUCUGAGAAUGAGGUAUUUUCAUAUGACACACAUGGAGGGAUCAAUACCAUUGAUUUCUGAUCAUUUAGUUUGUUUUUAUUAUAAAUGUAGAAAACACAGAUGCAAAUAUGUUCAUAAAAAUAUAGCAAAUAAACA